Molecule: messenger RNA, 1473 nt
Organism: Lagenorhynchus albirostris (white-beaked dolphin)
Lineage: Eukaryota; Metazoa; Chordata; Mammalia; Artiodactyla; Delphinidae
Gene: ING2
Product: inhibitor of growth family member 2
Exons: 2
Coding region: 480-1322 (280 amino acids)
Biological process (GO): positive regulation of DNA-templated transcription
Cellular component (GO): nucleus
Source: RefSeq, a predicted model, not a curated record
GGCGGCCGCAGCCUGAGGGGCGGGGGCGGUCCAGUGAGAGACUCUCCGUCAGGCACUGAGGGUGAUUGGGAGGAAAGAGGCCAGCGAGAGGCUUGUCAUGGGGAUCCGAGGUACGAGACGGCAUUGGUAGCAUCUGGUGACUCCGAGGGGGACAGGAAGUGUCAACGCCCGGGACCCCGGCGCCAGCUCCGCUGGGGGGAUCCCCGCUGCUCUAGUCCUGAGGAGGGAGGGGGAAAAGGAGGGAGCCCCGAUCUCGCCCCGCCCCUGGGCUUGUUACCGCGGGGGCGGGGAGUGAGGGCUUCUUUUGCGGGGAGUAGAGAUCGGGGGACUCGGCUGUGCCCUCUCGAGCGGCUGCCGGUGUCCCCGCGGCGCCGGGCUGACGAGCAGAGGAGCCGCGGCGGCCGUGGCUGUUGCAUGUGUGGCUGCUGGAUGCGGAGGCGGCGGCGGCGGCGGCGGCGAGGAGCAGCAGCGGCGGCAGGAUGUUAGGGCAGCAGCAACAGCAACUCUACUCGUCGGCCGCGCUCCUGACCGGGGAGCGGAGCCGGCUCCUCACCUGCUAUGUGCAGGACUACCUCGAGUGCGUGGAGUCGUUGCCCCACGACAUGCAGAGGAACGUGUCCGUGCUGCGAGAGCUGGACAACAAAUAUCAAGAAACAUUAAAGGAAAUUGAUGAUGUCUAUGAAAAAUAUAAGAAAGAAGAUGAUUCAAACCAGAAAAAACGCCUCCAGCAGCAUCUCCAGAGAGCAUUAAUCAAUAGUCAAGAAUUGGGAGAUGAAAAAAUUCAGAUUGUCACACAGAUGCUUGAAUUGGUGGAAAAUCGGGCAAGGCAAAUGGAGCUACAUUCACAGUGUUUUCAAGAUCCUGCUGAAAGUGAGCGAGCCUCAGAUAAAGCAAAGAUGGAUUCCAGCCAACCAGAACGAUCUUCGAGAAGACCCCGCCGACAGCGAACCAGUGAAAGCCGUGAUCUGUGUCACAUGACGAAUGGGAUUGAAGACUGUGAUGAUCAGCCACCUAAAGAAAAGAAAUCCAAGUCAGCCAAGAAAAAGAAACGUUCCAAGGCCAAGCAGGAAAGGGAAGCUUCGCCUGUUGAGUUUGCAAUAGAUCCCAACGAACCUACAUAUUGUUUAUGUAACCAAGUGUCUUAUGGGGAAAUGAUCGGAUGUGACAAUGAACAGUGUCCAAUUGAAUGGUUUCACUUUUCAUGUGUUUCACUUACCUAUAAACCAAAGGGGAAAUGGUAUUGCCCAAAGUGCAGGGGAGAUAAUGAGAAAACGAUGGACAAAAGUACUGAAAAGACAAAGAAGGAGAGAAGAUCGAGGUAGUAAAGGCCAUCUGCAUUUUAAAGGGUUAUUUGUCUUUUAUAUAAUUCUUUCAGAAUUUACUUUCAGAAAAUGUUUUAGGGUAAAUGCAUAAGACUAUGCAAUAAUUUUUAAUCAUUAGUAUUAAUGGUGUAUUAAAAGUUGUUGUACUUUG